Molecule: messenger RNA, 1845 nt
Organism: Aedes albopictus (Asian tiger mosquito)
Lineage: Eukaryota; Metazoa; Arthropoda; Insecta; Diptera; Culicidae
Product: basic proline-rich protein-like
Exons: 1
Source: RefSeq, a predicted model, not a curated record
CCUCCAGGGAUUCCUCCAGGGAUUCCUCCAGGGAUUCCUCCAGGGAUUCCUCCAGGGAUUCCUCCAGGGAUUCCUCCAGGGAUUCCUCCAGGGAUUCCUCCAGGGAUUCCUCCAGGGAUUCCUCCAGGGAUUCCACCAGGGAUUCCUCCAGGGAUUCCACCAGGGAUUCCUCCAGGGAUUCCACCAGGGAUUCCUCCAGGGAUUCCACCAGGGAUUCCUCCAGGGAUUCCUCCAGGGAUUCCUCCAGGGAUUCCUCCAGGGAUUCCUCCAGGGAUUCCUCCAGGGAUUCCUCCAGGGAUUCCUCCAGGGAUUCCUCCAGGGAUUCCUCCAGGGAUUCCUCCAGGGAUUCCUCCAGGGAUUCCUCCAGGGAUUCCUCCAGGGAUUCCUCCAGGGAUUCCUCCAGGGAUUCCUCCAGGGAUUCCUCCAGGGAUUCCUCCAGGGAUUCCUCCAGGGAUUCCUCCAGGGAUUCCUCCAGGGAUUCCUCCAGGGAUUCCUCCAGGGAUUCCUCCAGGGAUUCCUCCAGGGAUUCCUCCAGGGAUUCCUCCAGGGAUUCCUCCAGGGAUUCCUCCAGGGAUUCCUCCAGGGAUUCCUCCAGGGAUUCCUCCAGGGAUUCCUCCAGGGAUUCCUCCAGGGAUUCCUCCAGGGAUUCCUCCAGGGAUUCCUCCAGGGAUUCCUCCAGGGAUUCCUCCAGGGAUUCCUCCAGGGAUUCCUCCAGGGAUUCCUCCAGGGAUUCCUCCAGGGAUUCCUCCAGGGAUUCCUCCAGGGAUUCCUCCAGGGAUUCCUCCAGGGAUUCCUCCAGGGAUUCCUCCAGGGAUUCCUCCAGGGAUUCCUCCAGGGAUUCCUCCAGGGAUUCCUCCAGGGAUUCCUCCAGGGAUUCCUCCAGGGAUUUCUCCAGGGAUUCCUCCAGGGAUUCCUCCAGGGAUUCCUCCAGGGAUUCCUCCAGGGAUUCCUCCAGGGAUUCCUCCAGGGAUUCCUCCAGGGAUUCCUCCAGGGAUUCCUCCAGGGAUUCCUCCAGGGAUUCCUCCAGGGAUUCCUCCAGGGAUUCCUCCAGGGAUUCCUCCAGGGAUUCCUCCAGGGAUUUCUCCAGGGAUUCCUCCAGGGAUUCCACCAGGGAUUCCUCCAGGGAUUCCUCCGGGGAUUCCUCCAAGGAUUCCUCCAGGGAUUCCUCCAGGGAUUCCUCCAGGGAUUCCUCCGGGGAUUCCUCCAAGGAUUCCUCCAGGGAUUCCUCCAGGGAUUCCUCCAGGGAUUCCUCCAGGGAUUCCUCCAGGGAUUCCUCCAGGGAUUCCUCCAGGGAUUCCUCCAGGGAUUCCUCCAGGGAUUCCUCCAGGGAUUCCUCCAGGGAUUCCUCCAGGGAUUCCUCCAGGGAUUCCUCCAGGUAUUCCUUCAGGGAUUCCUCCAGGGAUUCCUCCAGGGAUUCCUCCAGGGAUUCCUCCAGGGAUUCCUCCAGGGAUUCCUCCAGGGAUUCCUCCAGGGAUUCCUCCAGUGAUUCCUCCAGGGAUUCCUCCAGGGAUUCCUCCAGGGAUUCCUCCAGGGAUUCCUCCAGGGAUUCCUCCAGGGAUUCCUCCAGGGAUUCCUCCAGGGAUUCCUCCAGGGAUUCCUCCAGGGAUUCCUCCAGGGAUUCCUCCAGGGAUUCCUCCAGGGAUUCCUCCAGGGAUUCCUCCAGGGAUUCCUCCAGGGAUUCCUCCAGGGAUUCCUCCAGGGAUUCCUCCAGGGAUUCCUCCAGGGAUUCCUCCAGGGAUUUCUCCAGGGAUUCCUCCAGGGAUUUCUCCAGGGAUUCCUCCAGGGAUUCCACCAGGGAUUCCUCCAGGGAUUCCUCCGGGGAUUCCUCCAAGGAUUCCUCCAGGG